CAAGCGGCUAACAUUAUUUCACGACUUGCAAAAUUUACAAUAUUUCAAUUGCAGUUAUUUCAAACAGACAAUAACCUAUCCCCUUUUUGGAACACCCUUCCUUUGCAUUAUGCUGAAUGAGUAUUGUACACGCAUGCAGUAGCUGUCCAUGAUUACUAAACCGUCCUGAUAUUUUCUUUUUAGCUGCUGCUGUCUAGUGCCAGUACUAUACGUUUUGGCUUCCGUAAUAGCUUCUUUCGCCUUAAUCAGAAAAGCCUGUAGUCCACAACCGUGACCACACUGUUCCUUUGGUAAUUACGCCACGAUGUUGGCACCCGAUGCCCCAUUGAUAUCGAAUCUAAUAUCUACACCGCUUUUCCGCUAUCGCAAAGAGUCCCAAUCCUUUCUGGUGGACGUCAUCGGUGACUUUGGCAGCCUGACGAGGGGCCUGGUGUGCGAUGUAACCGAUAGAGGCCUCUACGUGAAACUGAAUUUGUGGGACACCACGACCACACUGGUAACCUUCGACCGAUUGAUGGUGCAACCAACUGGCUUCUGGAAGAAUUUAGCGGGGUUUAUAUGGGCCACAGUGACACAACAGCCCACCGAAGCCCUAAUCAGCCAGGGUGAGGGACAACCGGCGGUGUGGCGGAAAGCACGACUGCUGCACGAGCACUGCUUCCGUAGUACCACUACGCUGCCCGACUGGUGGCUCCUGCACGUACAAGUGGGUGCCGGUGAACGCGGUGAACAAUACGUCAUCAGCGAAGAAACGGCUAGCGGUGUGCAUCUCCGCUUCCGCUUUUCGCGUUCACCACAGGCCAACGUCACGCCGCGCACAUUUCGCUCAACGGCACUCCAGUUACCUACCCGGGUGGCCAGUCUAAUGCACCGUGGCAUCAUCUGCCGAGCGUUUCAUUUAUCGUGGUUACGCGAUACUGGCACCAUAGUGACGAAAUUAGAGGACUGCCGACUCCAUUUGCUGAGCCGGGGACGGUUUAGUAACGCCGCGCAAAAACGAGUAGACGAUCUAUUACACGGUGACAAUGUUCGGGAAUGGUACUGGGUGCAGCCAUGUACUGAGUGCUCGGCGAUGCCUUCCCCCAGCCGAACGCGACUGUCCACAGAACAGUGUGCCGGGACACAGGGUGACUCGGACCGCAGCUGGCUGGAGUUUGCGGACCUUUCAUUUGAAACUCAAACUGAAGCUUUUUCUUAUCUGGACAUUUAUGAUCGUAACGCUUUCCAAAGAGUGUCCAGCAGCUGGCGGACAGUACUGCAGUCCACCGAUCGCCAGUACGACGCCAUAAUCAUUCCCGACCGCGACCUUUGCGAAUCAGCACACGAUUUGGCGCAUCGAAUCCAGAUGACUGUAACGAGCAGCACCAGAACCGUGUAUCUGACCGGACCAUACUGGCACGAUUUCCUGGCCCCGGUCGCCGUUCUGUUCUCUUACCUGCACCUUCGAUUAGACUGGCUGGUCGUUGCAGAUGCUGAUAUCCGUGGCACACGCGAACUUCUAAACUGGGAAACCGGACAAAUUACGAGCACAAUAUCGCAAAUAUGCCGGAAUUUUGCGCUGAAACGGUAUUCAUUCGAACGUUCGACCAAUGAAUUUUUCUAUGGCAGUCGUAUCGACUGCGACUAUCGGAUAAGCAGUCAAAUUGCCUGGUUUUCCUACUCGUUCGCCCGUGAACCGCCGCGUAACUGCGACCUGCAGUUAGCGUUGUUCAACCACAUCGACAAGCUUAUCCAACCAAUCGACGCAGCUGAGUUUAUUGCCAUACGCUCGUGUAUCAGUAAGGUGAACGGCAUUCUUAACAAGUCUUCAGCCUCCUUCAUCAUACCGUUUCGUUUACGGAAAAACAAUGAUUACUGGACAACUUUGCUGGCUUGUUUUACAAAGUGGAGGAUGCAGCCACCGAAAUCUAUCAACGACUUGAAACAUUUUCGCUUUGGUGAUCAAAUGAAAAGCCGCCGAAAUUUGGUGCUGCGUGCACUGGCUUUUUGGGCAGCAGCUGUGGAAACUCACUUACAACGCAUAAAAUCCACUAAAUAACAUUACUGUCGUAGCAUGUCUUAUACAAUCUAUGUGGCGCUUUCGGGUCUUGCGCUGUUGUUCUGCGCCGUCUGUUUGUCUCGUUCUUGCACGGUUUAUGUACAAUGUGAAACUGGUAAUUAUCAAG
This is a messenger RNA of Paramacrobiotus metropolitanus, 2165 nucleotides long. RefSeq lists its product as uncharacterized. NCBI's taxonomy places the organism in Eukaryota, Metazoa, Tardigrada, Eutardigrada, Parachela, Macrobiotidae. The transcript is spliced from 4 exons. Gene Ontology annotation, molecular function: protein binding. Bases 305 to 2038 code for a protein of 577 amino acids. The record is from RefSeq and is a predicted model, not a curated record.